Sodiomyces alkalinus F11 is the source of this 821-nucleotide messenger RNA. Its product is annotated as DUF1771-domain-containing protein. NCBI's taxonomy places the organism in Eukaryota, Fungi, Ascomycota, Sordariomycetes, Glomerellales, Plectosphaerellaceae. The record is from RefSeq and is a predicted model, not a curated record. The coding region runs from base 135 to 821 and encodes 228 amino acids. The transcript has 3 exons.
AGGAACGGACCUCAUCGCCCCUUUUUCGGUGUCCCAAGUCAAUACUGCGGAGAGUAAGAGCGAGCACGCUUAUCACUUCCUUUGGGUACUAGGGAGAACCCAAUAUUCUUACGUGCUCCUCUCGUCCGGCUAAUAUGGCUAUUCCUAUGCAGCGUCUCGGCGGUCGCGCCUUCGCGCACACUGACAGCGACGACGACGAGACGGAGCGCGAAUAUGACCGCCUCCGCGACCUAGCUCGCCAGGAAGCGCAAAGGCGCAACGCAUGCUUCGAGCGCUCCCAAGAGGCAUACAAGGCGGGCGAUGGCGCCGCGGCCAAGGAGCUGUCCAACGAGGGCAAGCGGCACGCGGCCCAAAUGGACGCCUACAACCAGCAGGCGUCCGACUUUAUCUUCCGCGCCAACAACGCCCCCGGCGAGGUCGGCGAGGACGAGAUCGACCUCCACGGCCAGUUCGUCGAGGAGGCAGAGCGCAUCCUGGAGGCACGUGUCCACGCCGACCGCCGGAGGGGAGCCUCGCACCUGUAUGCCAUCGUCGGCAAGGGCAACCACAGCGCCAACGGCGUGCAGCGCAUCAGGCCUGCCGUCGAGCGCCUCUGUGGUGAACUCGGUCUGCGCUACGCCACGGACGAAGAUAACACGGGACGCAUCCUGAUCAACCUCCAGGGCGGUGAGGCCGUCAUGCCUCCUCCCGGCCAGCAGCAGUCUCAUCAUCACCCUGGCCAUGGCGGGCACCAGCAACCGCAGCAAGGAGAAGACGACGGGCCCAGUUUACUGGGCUUGCUUGUACGCAAGCUGGAAAAGAAUUGCUGUAUCGUCAUGUAA